Messenger RNA from Salarias fasciatus (jewelled blenny), 822 nucleotides. RefSeq names its product phenylethanolamine N-methyltransferase (gene pnmt). The record is from RefSeq and is a predicted model, not a curated record. Bases 1 to 822 code for a protein of 273 amino acids. The transcript is spliced from 3 exons. Gene Ontology annotation, cellular component: cytosol. Lineage: Eukaryota; Metazoa; Chordata; Actinopteri; Blenniiformes; Blenniidae. Gene Ontology annotation, molecular function: phenylethanolamine N-methyltransferase activity.
AUGCAAGAAAAGGAAAUGGAGAAAGGAAUAGCUGCCAUGGCAGCCUGCUACCAGACGUUUGACCCUGCAGCCUAUCUACAGUAUAACUACACUCCUCCACGGGCCGACUUAACAAGGAAAGACAGCAUUGUGCCGUGGAAACUGGCAUGCCUGCACAGAGCUUUCACUGAAGACGACGUGAGCGGUGAGCUGCUGCUGGACAUCGGCUCGGGGCCCACUCUGUACCAGGUGCUGAGCGGCUGUGAGGUUUUCAACAAAGUGCUGAUGACCGACUUUUUGGAGGUGAACCGUCAGGAGCUGAGACGCUGGGUCCAGGACGCUGGAGGAUGCAGUCUGGACUGGACACCUUACCUGCAGCACGUCUGCAAGCUGGAGGGUCGACGACCUUCAGCUUGGACAGAGAAAGCGACCAGGCUUCGGCGGGUCAUCGUGGACGUCCUCCCCAUCGAUGUGCACCGCCCUCAGCCCAUGGCCCCUGACGCCCUCCCUGCGGCAGGGGCCGACUGCCUCGUGUCCUGCUUCUGCCUGGAGAGCGUCAGUCCCGACCUGGCUGCGUUCACCAGGGCCCUGGGCCACAUCCGCAAGCUCCUGAAGCCCGAUGGGCACCUGAUGCUCAUUGGAGCCCUGGGAGAGAGUUACUACCUGGGUGGGCCGGGGCUGAAGAUCCCCGUGGUCCCGCUGAAUGAGGCCCAGGUCUGUGCCAGUCUGAAGGAGAGCGGCUUCACCCUGAUCCGGCUGGAGGUUUACAAUCUGCCUCGUGAUAUGAGGAUAGGGGUGGAUGAUGUGACGGGAGUGUUCUUCGCAAAGGCAAAAAAGAAAUAA